AUGGAUCACAGAGGUCUUUACUGUCCAGGCGAGUUGGACGUGUUGCAUCAAGACAGGAACAGAUCAGAGACAACCAUUUGUCUCCCGUCGCCCUCACCUGCAAAGCGAACUUCAUCUUACUAUCCCCUCACCGGGCCAAAGGUUCUCGAGGAUUCUAACCUCGAUCCAUUCUACCUCGAAGAGUCAUUGGCCGCUACGCCUACUUGGAAUCCUUACACCUCGGACAUGCGCAAUGAUAAUUUUGAGGACGAUAAUCAAUACUAUACCUUGUCCUUGACCAACGACAAGGACUACCAACAAUACCCCGGGCCAGAUCGCUCCACACUUGCGCAGGUCGAGUUAGAAAACAGCUUGAGAUUCCACAGAUACACCCCCUCAACGGACGAACAUAGUCCUCUGCACAGCAGCCAGGUCUCGUUCAGCUCCGUACACACAGACAGCACCACCCCAGACUUGACACCCAGCACAUCCUUCUCUUCAUACGAUUCUCACGGCUGUCCCGACGUUGUCCUUGAGGCAACUCAGCAGCUCUACAAGCACGCGCAGAAGGUUCAAAUUGAGCCCCGCCGCCGAUUCUAUCUCCCUGCUUCCACACCUCCCACUUACUCUCUUCCUCCCCCUCCUCCGCCGGUGGCUCCCUUGACCCCGGCGGAUACACGUCCAACCACACCCUGCUUUGAACACUCCAACGAGUCCACCGCUACUAUCACAAUGGGCUACGAGGACGUGACUGGCUCCUGCUCCUCGCGGUCACAACGCAGGAAGCAGCCUCCUGCUAUGCUCAACCUGUCGCGCGCUGCCAGCGCGCACAGCUCCUCCCGGCGCAAGCAAUCCAGCCCCGGGACCCGCCCACCUUUGGACCCUUCCAUGAUCUCUCCUCCAUCCUUGAUCAAUCCAGUUACCAUGGAACCUCACAUGACCCACUUCGACCACCCUCUCUUCAUCCCUGCCAACGACUGUCCUAGCCCUGUUCCUAGCCCUGUGGCUAGCUCUCCACCUAUCUCUCGCCAAUGGACGGCAACCUCCAUGGAGCGCCCCUCAAUCUCUACAAUGGAUGGCUUCUGUGAGCAGUCCGUGUGGGAGUCAGACUCCGACUCAGAGUCCGUCGGCCGGAAGUCCAUGUCCCGUCGACCCAUUGACACACUACGCAAGGUUCGCAGCCGUGCUAAGCUCCGCGGCGCCAAGUCACAGCCGCGACUGCACCAGACCAUGCUUGAUGAUCAAGCCACGGAACAAUUCCCCUGCAUGCCUGAUGACAUCCUGGGAGAGCCAAUGUCAGAAGUUUAUCGUCCCAGCAUGGACCGCCCUAGCCUCAGCAGACCCAGCACCAGCCGAGAUGGCAUGCGAACACAAGCUGCCCUCCAAACUCUGCGUCUCGUCGCCCCUUCAUCUACCUCUCUCACCCGCCCUGCUCGUUCCCGCAAGAAUAGUAGUACCAACAGCUCGGACGUCGACCGCUCUGCAGCUGCAGCGCUUCAAGCUCAGCAGCGCCGUCGCCAGCGUUCAGACUCUCCUGAAUACUCCACUUCCGACAAGAGCUCCAAGGAGAAGCUCACCUCUUUCUGCUACGAGCAACACUUGCAGUCUACCAUUGUCGCAGAAGUCAGCGAGCAAAAGCCCCUUUUCCAGCGCUUCAUGGAUUCUCUGCGAUCCUUAAAUUGCCAAAAGUCCCACAAGUCUCACAAGAAGACUAAUGUUACCACCAUCUGA
Molecule: messenger RNA, 1710 nt
Organism: Penicillium bovifimosum
Lineage: Eukaryota; Fungi; Ascomycota; Eurotiomycetes; Eurotiales; Aspergillaceae
Exons: 1
Coding region: 1-1710 (569 amino acids)
Source: RefSeq, a predicted model, not a curated record